AAUAGGACAGCAUAUAUUUCAUUUGAUCGGUAACAAUGUUAACUCGUGGGUGUUGUAUCAGAUAUAUACCGAGCCGGCUGUAUGCGGACUACCUUAAGGGUCUACCAAGGGUCGGGGUGUCACGGUUCGGAAAGAAGAAAAUCACGCCAUCUGUAGAGAUAGUGGCACCUGAGAAGAAUGAGAAGAACUUAAAGAAACCUUCACCACCAGCUCGUUUGAGCGGGUCUAAGUUUGGUGGAGGUAUAAAUAAAGGUAGUGCAUCUUCUUCAACUGGGAAUAGAUUUGCUGAUAUGUUUUCCAAUGGUGGUAAUAAGAAAUCUCAAGAAGGUCGUAACAAUCGAUCAAGCACUCAAGGUCGUGAUACCACUGGUAAUGUGACCAAUAGUAAACCUACAUCUACUACUGCCACCACCAAAUCCAAUACUAAUAACGCUAACAAUAAGAAUAAGGCACCUUCUGGAAGAUCUAACGAGAAAAUUAAUAAAAAGAAUGACACUAAGUCAUCCAAGACUGACCACAAAAAGGCGCAAGUUAGUGCUCCCAGAGCACCUAUACCCAUUACAAUCCCAACUUUUGUUACCGUUUCAAAUCUUGCCACCAUCAUGAACGUUUACCUUAACGAUCUUCUUCUCAAGCUCAAAGAGUUGGGAUUUGAAGAUCUUCGUCACAAUUAUAUUCUUGAUAAAGAAACUGCCACUCUUAUUGCAGAUGAAUAUAACUUUGAAGUCACCAUGAAUGAUGAUCUUGGGGCAGAUCUUUUCCCUGUACCAGUUGUUACAGAAAAGCUCAAACCUAGAGCUCCAAUUGUUACGAUUAUGGGCCAUGUUGACCAUGGGAAGACCACUAUUUUGGAUUAUCUUCGUAAAUCAUCCAUUGUAGCGAAGGAACAUGGUGGUAUUACCCAACACAUUGGUGCGUUUUCCGUUAUUACUCCCUUGAGUAAGAAGAAAAUUACAUUUUUGGAUACUCCAGGACAUGCAGCAUUCCUUAAGAUGCGUGAAAGAGGUGCUAAUAUUACAGAUAUUGUGAUUUUAGUGGUUGCUGCCGAUGAUUCAGUUAUGCCUCAAACCAUCGAGGCAAUUAAACAUGCCCAGAAAUCUGGUGUUCCUAUUAUUGUCGCGGUGAACAAGUGUGAUAAACCUACAGCCAAUCCAGAUAAAGUAAUUGCUGAUGUUUCCACUCAUGGAAUAGAAGUGGAAGAUUACGGUGGAGAUACACAAACUGUAAGAAUUCUGGGUAAGACAGGUCUUAACAUGGACAAACUUGAAGAAGCUGUGAUUACCUUGAGUGAAAUGAUUGAAUUACAAGCUGAAGAACAAGGCGUUCCAAGUGAAGGAUGGGUGAUUGAAUCACAAGUUCAAAAGGGACUUGGGAAUACUGCCACCGUUCUUGUCACCAGAGGAACUCUUAAGACUGGUAGUUUCAUUGUUGCUGGAACCACCUAUUGUAAAAUCCGUGGUAUGAAGGAUGAACUGGGUAAACCUGUCAAACAAGCGGGUCCUGCCACCCCUGUCACUAUUUGGGGUUGGAAAGAACUUCCUGGUGCUGGUGAUGAAGUCAUCCAAGCCACCACUGAACAAUUUGCAAAGAAAGUUUGUGAUAACCGAAUGGCCAGAGCAAAGCAAAUCCAAGCUCUGAAAGAUAUUGAUCAUAUCAACGCCAAGAGAAAGGAAGAAGUUGAAAUUAUGAAGAAGCAAGAGAAACUUAACGAAAUGAAACUUGCAGGAUUAACUGAAAAGGAAAUACAAGAGGAAUUGGAUGAAGAAGAGGAAGGUUCCAAAAAGACUUGUGUUGUUAAUUUUAUUAUCAAAGCAGAUGUUUAUGGGUCAGCUGAAGCCAUUAAAGAAAGUAUCGAUGGUCUUGGAAAUGAUGAAGUAAAAGCUACAGUUAUUUUUGAAGAAGCUGGACCACCAACUGAAUCUGAUUUAGAUAGAGCUGAAGCUGCAAAUGCCCACAUUCUUUGUUUCAAUACUAAAGUUCCAAAAGAUAUUCAAAGUAAAGCCAGCAAGAAAAAAUUAGAAAUCAUGGAACAUAAUGUGAUCUACCAUCUCAUUGAAGAUGUAACCAAGAUUCUUACAAGUAAGCUUACUCCAUUAGUGGAGAAUAAGAUUUUAGCUGAAAUUUCUCUUCGUGAUAUCUUUACCAUCACUGGGAAGAACAAGAGUAAGUAUAAGAUUGCAGGUUGUAAGGUGAACACUGGGUUGGUCAAGAGACAAUCUCAAGUGAUGGUCGAACGUGAAGGAGAAUGUAUUUUCAAGGGUAAGCUUUCUUCUUUGAAGCACAUGAAGGAUGAUGUAUCAGAGGUGAAAAAAGGUACUGAGUGUGGAUUGUCAUUUGAAGGAUGGGAAGACUUCCAAGGAGGUGAUGUGGUCAAGGUAUACGAAGAGAUUGUUCAUCAAAGAUACUUGUAGGAAAUUGAACAUAUUUAAGAAUGGCUUUCUUUGAUAGUCCUGAAUAUUUUUGCACCCAAUCAGAUUUUGAUAGAACGCUUUGUAUCCUUAAUGGAUAAAACUUUCUCAAGAAACAAAUAGAUAUGAGAAUAAAAAGAAAUGAGGUGGACCACCCUCUAAUAGAGUACUUGAUAU
Molecule: messenger RNA, 2585 nt
Organism: [Candida] anglica
Lineage: Eukaryota; Fungi; Ascomycota; Pichiomycetes; Serinales; Debaryomycetaceae
Source: the annotation of a GenBank genome assembly